AUGAGUGAUACCGCUAGUUGUGAUAGUAAAAGUUUAUCGGAAUCGGCGGACUCCGAAUCAACUAUAAAUCCUCUUAUGAAAGAACGAUGGACAAACAAUAUAAGUUAUCGCCAACUAGUCAUGUCAUCUUGUGUCGGUAUUUGCCAGUUAUGGUGGCAUCCGUACUUACAUGACCUUCGGAAGCUAUUGCCUUUCCUGUUUCUUUACAAUGUCUUCAGCUUAUUACUUGCGUAUCCGCUAUUCUAUUUGGAACUGGCACUCGGCGUUGUUACGAAGAAAGGUGUUCUCCGUUGUUGGGACUUAGCACCCAUUGCUAGAGGAGUUGGCUUUGCUAUGCUAGGAUCGUGUUUGUUUACGACGCUUGCCCUCGGCUCGGUGGGAGCGUGGUGCCUGGCUUUGUUCGUUCACAGCUUCCACUCUUUCCUGCCGUGGCUACACUGCGCUGCUAGCGCUAGACCGGCGUGCGCAGCUAGACACCGACCCUUACCAAGCGACAGCGAAACUCCUGCGCAUUCUUUCUUUUUUAACUUCGUGCUGAAUCUAAAAAGAGAAGGAUUAGAAGGUGGCCUCGGAAACAUCGUAUGGGAACUGGCAUGGUACUACAUAAUCUGUUGGGUUUUGAUUUAUUUUGUAGCAGUCAAACGAAUUUACAGCUAUUCGAAGUUGGUAAUGUAUAAAGACCUGACAGCUUUCUUUUUAUUGUUGUGCUGUGGAGCGGGUGCGGUGCGUCUGGACGGCGCCGGUCGGAUGUUCCAUGAUUGCGACUGGUCCGUCCUAUUUAACGGAUUUGACAUUUGGCUCGAAGCUAUUGAAUAUGCUUUAUUACAAAUGUCAAUUUCCCAUGGCACAUUGAUAAUGUUAGGUUCUUAUUGUCCGAAAGAGCGUCAUAGACUUGGGACAACGGCAAUGCUAGCUUUCGGAGCUUCUAAAAUAAGCUGCAUGAUCAGCGCCUUUGUUCUUGGAGCGACACAUGGAGCUUUGAUGAAAGAUUACGAAAAUAGUAGCCAUCUUUGGAGUGGGUCUGGAUCAGCUAUGAUUUUGUGGUCGGAGUUCGUGGCCAGGGUACCCGGCAGUCAGUUUUGGUCGGCCCUACUGUUCUUUACGUUAUUCGUGCUUUCAGUGUCAUCAGCGGCGCUUUUAGUUCAAACUAUGAUGUCUACUUUCACCGGCCGCUCAAUUAGGAAAAUUGCGUGGGCAUUUCACAUUGUCGUCUGCUUGUUGUUUUGUUUUAUUGGCACGAUAACUUUAUGUACACAGGGUGGGCAGUACAUUUUAAAUUUCCUUAUGUACUGGCCCGUAUCCAAGCCUAGAGUGCCCAUUGCGGCUGCCAUUGCAGUUGUAGUUACCUACGUGUACGGCCAAACAGCAUUUUGUGAAGACGUUUUCUUUGCUGUUGGAGAAUAUCCCGCAGUCUUCAUGAGGGUGUGUUGGGCAUUGUGGCCACCUAUAUUAUUGACCGUAUUUGUAACGGAAUUGGGGCUAUGGCCAUAUACCGGAACCAUAGCUGGCUGGCUAAUAGUCUUAUUCACUGUAUCACCAAUAGCGCUUGUUAUACUAUUCUAUAGCGUUUUUAAAUGUAGAGUACGGAACAUUGUUCGUGACGGAAAAUGA
Messenger RNA from Bombyx mandarina (wild silkworm), 1611 nucleotides. RefSeq names its product sodium- and chloride-dependent creatine transporter 1. The record is from RefSeq and is a predicted model, not a curated record. NCBI's taxonomy places the organism in Eukaryota, Metazoa, Arthropoda, Insecta, Lepidoptera, Bombycidae. Gene Ontology annotation, biological process: sodium ion transmembrane transport; nitrogen compound transport; amino acid import across plasma membrane. Gene Ontology annotation, cellular component: plasma membrane. Gene Ontology annotation, molecular function: amino acid:sodium symporter activity.